Messenger RNA from Penicillium waksmanii, 1443 nucleotides. RefSeq names its product metal-dependent hydrolase family protein. The transcript has 6 exons. Bases 1 to 1443 code for a protein of 480 amino acids. Gene Ontology annotation, molecular function: hydrolase activity, acting on carbon-nitrogen (but not peptide) bonds. The record is from RefSeq and is a predicted model, not a curated record. Lineage: Eukaryota; Fungi; Ascomycota; Eurotiomycetes; Eurotiales; Aspergillaceae.
AUGACGACUGUGUCGUGGAUGUCGUCGGACUACCCUAUUGACAACUAUGACGGGCCUCCUCGCAAUGUCGCAUACAUCAACCAGCUAGACUUCGACUCGGAUCUUCAGCCCGUGAAGUAUGAGAUCGCCGGCACAGCUCCUUCUUCCAAAGUUCUCAUCCUAGAUGUGGAAAUUCUGGAAGCCACUGGCCGGGAGCCAUACAGAGGUGACGUCCUCAUCGCAGGUCAAAGAUUUGCCCAUGUGGGCAAAGUUCCCAACAAAGAAGCACUCCUGGCAGAUUCCAGUGUGCGUGUUUUCUAUGGAAAAGGCCGCACGUUAAUGCCGGGCCUAGGAGACUCUCAUACCCACUUUACCUGGAACGGGGGUGACCUGGAUCGACUCGGUGAUCUCGGCGUUGAGGAGCAUACGCUCCUCACUGCGAGGAGCGCUGAAUGCUUCCUGGAUUCCGGGUACACUAUGUGUUUCGGAGCCGCAUCUGCCAAGAAACGCUUAGAUGUCGUUAUUCGGGACGCGAUCAAUGCUGGAGAUAUUCCGGGGCCCCGUUUUCUUGCCAAUGGACAAGAAAUGGCACGAACAGGGGGGGGAACUAGUCGGAGAAAUCACUGCCUACGCGGAUGGCCCCGAGCAAAUGAGAGAAGUCAUAUCGAUAUUGGCGUCGACCAAGUGAAGCUUUCAAUGUCUGGAGAGUCGAUUCGAGAUGCGGAAGAUUGCUACUUCACCCAAGAAGAGACAGCAGCAUGUGUCGACGAGGCCCAUAAGCAUAAGAAGCGGGUCUGCUCACAUGCUCGAGCUCGAGACUCUGUUCAACAGAGCAUUGACUUUGGGGUGGACGUGAUAUAUCAUGCAUCCUAUAUAGAUGAGAAAGGCAUGGACGCUCUCGAAAAGAGAAAAUCGAAGCACGUAGUAGCACCCGCUAUUAACUGGCUGAUCGCCACCCUCUACGAUGCCGUGAUGUUCGGCUACCCCACUGAGAAGGCCGAGCAAGUAGGCUAUCUGAAGGAGCUUACUGCCGCUGACCGUGCUAUGCGCGAGAUGCAUCGAAGAGGAAUCGUGGUCCUCCCCGGAGGCGAUUAUGGAUUUGCAUGGACGCCACAUGGUACCUAUGCGCGCGACUUGGCACAUUUUGUCGAUCGGUUUGGCUUUACAUCACACGAGUCGAUUAUCGCAGCAACCUAUGGCAUGGCUAAGUUAUUCAUGCGCUCUCACGAAAUGGGCCAGAUCAAAGAGGGCAACUAUGCGGACUGUCUUGUAGUUGAUGGGGAUCCACUGAAGGAUAUUUCUAUUCUGCAAGACCAUGAUCGGUUGAAUAUAAUUAUGAUCAACGGUCGUGUUCACAAGGCUGGGGUCAAGGAGUAUGUGAUCCCAAUGCAGAAUGCAACAGGUGUCCAUUCUAUGACAAAUGAAAUGGUGCAUUUGGAAUUACAACGCCCGAUUCCAUCUUGA